AUGUCCUGCUAUGACCUCUGUCCUCCCACCUCCUGUGGCCCAACCCCACUGGCCAACAGCUGCAAUGAGCCCUGUGUCAGGCAGUGCCAGGAAUCCACCUAUGUGAUCCAACCCCCUCCUGUGGUGGUCACCCUGCCUGGACCCAUCCUCAGCUCCUUCCCCCAGAACACCGCUGUGGGAUCCACCACCUCUGCUGCUGUUGGCAGCAUCCUGAGUGCUGAAGGAGUGCCCAUCAACUCCGGGGGCUCCUUGGGAUUUGGGAGCUUUGGAAGCAGCUACAGCCGACCCUACCGUGGCUACAGCACCUACAGCAGUGUCUGUGGUCAGCCCUGUUAA
Messenger RNA from Calypte anna (Anna's hummingbird), 336 nucleotides. Its product is annotated as feather beta keratin. Gene Ontology annotation, cellular component: intermediate filament. Lineage: Eukaryota; Metazoa; Chordata; Aves; Apodiformes; Trochilidae. The coding region runs from base 1 to 336 and encodes 111 amino acids. The record is from RefSeq and is a predicted model, not a curated record. The transcript has a single exon. Gene Ontology annotation, molecular function: structural constituent of cytoskeleton.